Molecule: messenger RNA, 720 nt
Organism: Neohortaea acidophila
Lineage: Eukaryota; Fungi; Ascomycota; Dothideomycetes; Mycosphaerellales; Teratosphaeriaceae
Exons: 1
Coding region: 1-720 (239 amino acids)
Biological process (GO): double-strand break repair via homologous recombination; resolution of meiotic recombination intermediates
Cellular component (GO): nuclear body; RecQ family helicase-topoisomerase III complex
Source: RefSeq, a predicted model, not a curated record
AUGGCAGGCCCUGCAGCCUCUCCAGAAGUCAUCAAGGCCAUAGCCGACUAUCUCCGCGCCAAGCACUUCUAUCCAACCCCAGCAUGGCUUGCAAGCUUCAUGGCCAGCACUCGACCGAACACCCCCAUGCCCGCUCUGCAACAAACGGCGCUAUUCCGUCUGCUCUCGAGCGACCUGACAAGCUCUGUGCAGCGAACGCCACCCAUUUCCAUCUUCCCGCCCGACAUCUCCAAUCCAGAGAUCAAAGAACGGAAACUUACGGGCCCGGUCGCUGUGCAAGUCCUGGACGUGGAAGACAUCGGCCGCAGCCGAUGGUCGCAAGUCGAAGCCAUCGAAGCGCAGGAACGCGGCGAGAUGACCAAGGGACGGGAAAUCAUUCGCGUCGUAGCGGACGAGUCGACGACUGAUGGUGAGCCUGGCGCGCAAGCAAACACCUCAACCGGCGCUUCUGGCCCCUUCAUGUUCUUGCUGCAGGACGCUGCGGGGACGAAGGCGUUCGCGUUUGACAUGUCGCCCAUGGCGAAUGUGAAUAUGCAGAAGCUCUCUAUCGGAGCGAAGCUCGUCCUUCGGGAUCUUCUAGUGGCGCGGGGCGUUGUGUUGCUUGCGCCGAAUGGUGUAGAGGUGCUAGGUGGCAAGGUCGAAGCGUGGGACACGAAAUGGAAGGCGGAGAGGAAGGCGGCGCUGAAAGGAAAAGCGGACUUGGGCGGCGAGGAUGGGUGA